Molecule: messenger RNA, 1117 nt
Organism: Helicoverpa zea (corn earworm)
Lineage: Eukaryota; Metazoa; Arthropoda; Insecta; Lepidoptera; Noctuidae
Product: transmembrane protein 222
Exons: 4
Coding region: 109-678 (189 amino acids)
Source: RefSeq, a predicted model, not a curated record
GUCAACUUAAAUGUCAGUAUUUAUUUAUUGACUUUCGUUCGUAUUCCUUCAUUACAUUUGAAAUAUAAUUCUUAGCUCGGAUAUGGAUGCACUUGUAAUUUAAAUUCCAUGACAAGUGAAACGAUGUCAGGUGACCGCAGCCCCAGCAAUAUUGUUGAUUUCUCAGAUCCCGAAGAAGCAGUGCUCAUGGAUCCCAUAGACCACGAUCGCUGCCGAUACCCUUACUGUAUUGUUUGGACCCCUAUUCCUGUGCUAACAUGGAUUUUCCCCUUCCUUGGACACAUGGGCAUUUGUACAUCUUCAGGAGUUAUCAGGGACUUUGCUGGCCCUUACUUUGUGUCUGAAGAUUUGAUGGCGUUCGGGAAUCCCACAAAGUACUGGCAGUUGUCUCCUCAGAAGGCUAAUAAUGGUCAGGCCGGGUGGGAUGCUGCUGUUGCUGAAGCUUCUGAGAUAUAUAAAAAAAGAAUGCACAUAUUGUUCUACGACAACUGCCACUCGCAUGUAGCAACUGCUCUCAACAUCAUGAGCUAUGGAGGCUGCAAGAACUGGAACAUGGUCAAACUUGCUUUCUAUAUGAUUCCAUACUCCAAAUACGUCAGUUUUGGAGCAUUCCUGAAGACUUGGAUACCAUUCCUGAUAAUAGUAGCGUUAAUAGUGGGUUUGGCGGCAAUUAUAUAGACUAGUGUUUUAUAAGUAAAUAUUAUAAUUAUCUUCUAUUGUGGACUCUUCUGUGGACCAUGUGUGAUUGUAAUGUUGGUGCUGGCUGUCUGGAGGCGUUGAGUCAUGGUCUGUGAUGUGUGCAAUGCUUCACAUGUAUUCAAUCAGAUCAUCUUACCAGUUAUGAGAAAUAGUGUAAUGUUGAUCUUUAUGUAUUGAUAAGCUAUUCUUCUGUUAUUCUAUACCCUCAAUUACUUUAUUAUUUCUGCUCUGUAAAAGCACCUGUGGUACAUUAUUCAAGUAUUAAUAUUAUUUUAUUUACAUAAAUCUAAAUUAUGUCUUAUUUUGUUUUAUCAAACUAGAAGUCAAAGAGGUUUGAUACUAUGUAGCAAGAAAGUAUUGUUAUCUUUGAAACUAGAUGUUUUUGAGUGGAUUAAAAUAAAAUAUUUUUUAUUUGGUC